GCGUCGUGGGUUCGCAGCCAUCAUCGCUGUUGCAGGAAGGCUUACGAGGACUCAUCAUCUCGCCCGUCACCACAUUCUUCCUAAAGAUCGGAUAUUGCUGGGCAGUCCGAACCAUGGCGAUCGUCCGCGUCGUCAUCCUCAUCCCUGCAUCAGCACUAUUCAAGGCCGGUGUCGAGCCUGGAAAGGAUCGCGCGAAACGACUAAAGUAG
Molecule: messenger RNA, 209 nt
Organism: Linnemannia hyalina
Lineage: Eukaryota; Fungi; Mortierellomycota; Mortierellomycetes; Mortierellales; Mortierellaceae
Source: the annotation of a GenBank genome assembly